Molecule: messenger RNA, 2327 nt
Organism: Striga asiatica
Lineage: Eukaryota; Viridiplantae; Streptophyta; Magnoliopsida; Lamiales; Orobanchaceae
Source: the annotation of a GenBank genome assembly
AAACACAUAAAUAUUUUCAAAGAAAAUUAGCAAAAACACAAUUAUUAGGAAUCUAUUUUUUUUAAGCCGAAAAGCAGUCUCCAUUCCCUUUCACUCUCUCUAUCUUCCAUCGCAGCGUUUCUCAGAGUACAAGUGAAUGUUAAAGUACUCGAUUAACCUAUGGUCUACAGAUCAAGAUAUCGAUUAAUUUGAUAAGAUUUGGAGGCAAAUAAGCUAUGGAUAAUGAAGAAGCUGCGAUCAGGAUUGACUUUUUGCAAUUCCUUGAGACUGAUGUGUCUGUUCAUAUCAUGAGUUUCUUGGAUGACCCUGCUGAUGUAGUUCGUGCAAGUGCUGUCUCACGCAAUUGGCGCAAAUUUGUUAAUUAUGGGCGUAUAGUAAUACUGAAUUACAUGUUUAGACUUCGAGCCGCUACUGUUAGCUUCUCUUUUUGCCUUUUGGAAGCGUUGGUUGGUUAUUCAGAUUCUCGGUGCUGGCAAUCUAGUACUCCUCAGAAUCGUAAAGUGGCACAUUAUGUGAUUACACUGCAUUACAUAAGCCGCAUAGUGAUUUCAAAUGGACUUGCUAAACAUUUCUGCAUAAGAGCCUUCCCCCAACUUUCCGAGAUAGUGAAGAUAACCGAAGUGAACCAAGGAAAGAUGAAUUUGCUCACGUCAGAAGCAAGAAGUUCUCCUGGACUAGACUUUCUCGAGAGGCAGCACAAGAUUUAUGCGUCCCUUCAUCGGACGAUUACGAAAGCGAAAGUUCCCCCGAGAGAUUGCAUAGAGACUGCAGUUAGCGCGUCCAGCACUGACCGAAUGCCGGACGAGAGCAUAUUGAACACCCUGAAUCCGAGGGACAGAUUCAUAAGAACAGCUUCUUACUGGUCCAGCAAAGGGCAGAGUGAUCCUUCUGUGCCCGAGACUUUGGUUUAUAAAUUGAAAUCCGGUAUUUGGGUUAUUACUGAGGUCGACAUUCAGCCGUUCGAAGCUUUUUUCCAGCUAGGAAGUCCUGUAUACUCUGCAAAGUCCGUGAGGUUUCGAUUAGGUAAUCUGAAACCCUUAAGCGAUAUUGGAGGAAGCCAGCUCGGAGAUCUCCCAUUGGAAAAACCUGCUGACGACAUGUUUGAAUGGACCUACACUUCACCUGAACUAAUGUCCUGCAACAAUUUAAGCUACCAGAACCCAUCCUUUGCAUCGAGGGAUAUUUACAGAUUGAGCUACUCGGCAGGCGUGUGUUACGUUCGAGCCUUAGGCCGGUCUCUUUCUCCUGCAUUCAACAUGGAUGUUCUCGAGCCAUACGGGUUCAAAAAGCUUGUACUGAGGUACGACCCGGAAUAUCUGGUCCAUCUUCUAGAAUGUUCCUCGAGUGAUGAUUUGAUCCGUUUGGGACAAGUGGAAGAUGACAGUAGACUGUUUGACCAAUUGGGUUUGCUUCAGAAUUUGCUGCUCGGGUUCCGUGGUGGCGAGAAUUGCAAAUUUGGUCUGCAUGGUGUGUGGGGAGUUAACCAUGUAGGUUACAGUGAAAUGGAGAUCGGCCGAGAUUUCAUGGAGUCCUUCAGUGCUGAUAUAACAUUUAACAUCCUCAAACUAUUAAGUGAUCCAUCUGAUAUCAUAAGGGCUAGUGCUGUUUCACGAUCUUGGCGCCAUUUCGUGAUUGCAACUGGCCUUUGCAAAAAGCUAUGGUUGAAAAAAGUUCCUCAAGUCAGGUACAUCACAUGUUCACUUGAAGAAAAUGACGGUAUAAUUAAACUAACGAACCUCGAAUCUGAAAACACCGUCAACUGGAGGACUCUCGAGAUUGAGCAUAAAUUCUUUUCUUCUCUAAACCGCGCUUUCUCAAAGCCCGUAACUUCUCCAAAAUGCAUUCUUGCAUUCCCUGUUGGCGCCUCCAGCACUGACCGGGACCCACCAGUGACUAUUAUUAAUACACUCUCUCCCGAGCAGCGUUCUUUCUGGUCCAGUAAAGGACAGAAUGACCAUAAUGCCCCCGAGUAUCUGUUGUACAGGCUAACCACUAGUAUAAGCAUUGUGACCGAAGUUCAUAUACGACCUCUUGAAGUAUUUUGGGAGAAUGCUCGACCUGUUUACUCGGCAAGGUCAGUGAGGUUUCUAAUGGGUCACCCGAAAUCGGUAGCUGAUGUGGAGAUUGGUAUAUGUCCGCUUGAUCGACCUUCGCUCGACAAGUAUGUGUGGACAUAUGUUUCACCGUGGUUUUCCAUGAAACAGAAAUCAUGUUUGCAAAAAUUCAAGCUGCCAGAACCUGUUAUCUGCAUCGGGGGGAUUUUUUUGAUUGAGCUGCUCGGGAGGGCCCAGAAAGACAAUGCAGAUGGACUGUUUUAUAUUCGGUGA